Messenger RNA from Apus apus (common swift), 1891 nucleotides. RefSeq names its product transmembrane protein 158 (gene TMEM158). Gene Ontology annotation, molecular function: peptide binding. The coding region runs from base 106 to 1038 and encodes 310 amino acids. Lineage: Eukaryota; Metazoa; Chordata; Aves; Apodiformes; Apodidae. The record is from RefSeq and is a predicted model, not a curated record. The transcript has a single exon.
CUCUCGACGGGAGCAGUGUGCCUCCCUUCCCAGAUGGCAGCCGGCAGCGCCAUGCAGCCUCCCGUUCCUCCUCCUCUCCUUCCUCUCCGGCUCUAAGUCAAUGCCAUGCUGCCGCUGCUCCUCCCGGCACUGCUGGCCGCCUGCCUGCCGCCCUGCCAGGGCUGGAGCCCCACGGCGGCUGCCAGCGGGCAAGAGGAGCCGGAGCAGGAGCUCUUCUUGCCUCCCGUCAACUCCUCUUCCCGCUCCCUGGCCAGCCUGGAGAUGGACCUCGACGGGGCAGCAAGCAAGGAGGAAGGCAGCACCACCAGCCCGGGCACGCCGGCUGCCGCUAGCCAAGAGCCUUUCCCUUCGGCUCCCACCUCCUCCGGCCAGCAGCAACAGCAGCGCCCGCAGCCCCAGGGGCAGCCGCAGCCCGCCGAGGACCCGCACUGCAAUAUCAGCGUGCAGCGGCAGAUGCUGAGCUCGCUGCUGGUGCGCUGGAGCCGCCCGCUGGGCAUCCAGUGCGACCUCCUGCUCUUCUCCACCAACAACCACGGGCGGGCCUUCUUCUCCGCCGCCUUCCACCGGGUGGGGCCGCCGCUGCUCAUCGAGCACCUGGGGCUGGCGGCCGGCGGCGCCCAGCAGGACCUGCGCCUCUGCGUGGGCUGCAGCUGGGUGCGGGGCCGGCGGGUCGGCCGCCUGCGGGGCGCCGCGCCCCAGACCGCUGCCUCCUCCUCCGCCUCCUCCUCCUCCUCCUCGCUCUCCUACCCGCCGGCGGCGGAGCCCGGCCAGUACUGGCUGCAAGGGGAGCCCCUGAAUUUCUGCUGCCUGGAUUUCAGCCUGGAGGAGCUGAAGGGGGAGCCGGGCUGGCGGAUGAACCGCAAGCCCAUCGAGUCUACCUUGGUGGCUUGUUUCAUGACUCUGGUCAUCAUCGUGUGGAGCGUGGCCGCCCUCAUCUGGCCGGUGCCCAUCAUCGCCGGCUUCCUGCCCAACGGCAUGGAGCAGCGCCGCGGCACCGCCGCCAGCACCGCCGGCACCGCCGGCACCGCCGCCAAGUAGCCGCUCCCGCUGGCUUCCCCCCCUCGUCUCUCUGCGUCCUGUGGUGUGAAGGGACGCGGGGCGGACUCUGCCGUGUUUUUUCCCUUGUUUAAAACGUGUCCGCGGGGACGCGGCGGGACGCCCCUGGCCCUGGUGGCCGCAGGGCGCCGGGGGCCGCCCCGGGGGCUGUCCCGUCCUGAGGGGAGCGGGUCUGCUCUGAGGGGGGCAAACCCGCCCGGAGAGGAGCAGACCUGCUCUGAGAGGGGCAAACCAGCCCUGAGGGGGGCAAACCCGCCCGGAGGGGAGCAGACCUGCUCUGAGAGGGGCAAACCAGCCCUGAGGGGGGCAAACCCGCCCGGAGGGGAGCAGACCUGCUCUGAGAGGGGCAAACCAGCCCUGAGGGGGGCAAACCCGCCCGGAGGGGAGCAGCCCUGCCGCUUCACCCGCUGCCGGGAGACAACCAAACCCUGUGUGCUCGUUUUAUAUCUUCUAAUACCCGUUUUGAACCAACCUUUUAGUAAAAAAAAAAAAAAAAAAAAAGAAAAAAAAGGAAAAAAAAUACUAAGUUGCUCCCGCAGCAAAUCGACGCAGGAAAUAAAAGACCCUCCCAUUCAAGUGCAUUUGUUGUAGUUGGAUUAGCUUUUUUGUAUAUGAAUGCAGUUGGAGUUGUUUUUUUUUUUUUCUUUAUUUACAGAAAGGGAAGUUCUUUUUGGCAAGAUCAAGAAAUGAAGCGGUAUAUAUAUUGUUAUUGCUGAAGCUGAACUUUAACGAACCUUUUACACUGUAUUUCCCAGUUGAGAUAGUGUGUAUUUAUUAUUGUAGCUCUGUGUUAUUUGGCUUUUAAUACAGAGGUUUUCUUUUUGUAGCCACUGUA